AUGGGAGAGCAGGAGAGCCUCUUCCGCUCCGCGGCCAUGAGCCUCGUGCAGCUCUAUAUCCCGCAGGAGGUGGCGCACGACACCGUCGACGAGCUGGCGCGCCUCGGCAACGUGCAGUUCAAGGACCUCAACCCCGACGUGACGCCGUUCCAGCGCUCCUUUGUGCAGCAGAUCCGCCGUCUCGACGACAUGGACCGCGUCAUCCGCUUCCUGCAGGCGCAGAUGGAGGCCGAGAGCGUGCCCGUGCGCCCGCUCGAGUCGGCGCUGCCCUUUGUCAACGGCGGCAUGGGCGCGCAGCGCGGGCCCGCGCUCGUCGAGGAGCUCUCGAGCAAGCUGCGCCAGUACGAGUCGCGCCUGGGCGACAUGAACGGCAGCUACGAGCAGCUGCAGCGCCGCCUCUUGGAGCUUGAGGAGGCGCGCCACGUCCUGCGCGAGACGGCCAUCUUCUUUGAGCAGGCCGAGGGCCGCGGCGGCGCCGAGCGCACCAGCACCGACGACGCCAAUGCGCCGCUGCUGGCCGACGACGACGUCGAGAGCCGCGCCUUUGGCCGCGGCGACGACAGCGGCUACGGCACGUUUGACCUCGAGUUUGUCGCCGGCACGAUUGAGCGCUCGCGCAUGGCGACGUUUGAGCGCAUCCUGUGGCGCGUGCUGCGCGGCAACCUGUACAUGAACUACGCCGAGAUCGAGGAGCCCUUCUCGGACCCGAGCAAGGAGGGCCCUGUGCGCAAGAAUGUCUUCAUCAUCUUUGCCCACGGCGCCGAGCUGCUGGCCAAGAUCCGCAAGAUCAGCGAGAGCAUGGGCGGUGCUCUGUACCCCAUCGACUCGAACGCCGACAAGCGCGAGGAGAGUCUGCGCGAGGUGACGAACCGCAUCGAGGACCUCAACAGCGUGCUGUACUCGACGAGCGCCACGCGCCGCACCGAGCUCGUCAAGGUGGCCGAGAGUCUCUCGGCGUGGGCCGACGUGGUGCGCCGCGAGAAGCUCAUCUACGCCACGCUCAACCUCUUCAACAUCGACACGGGCCGCAGCACGCUCGUCGCCGAGGGCUGGUGCCCGACCAGCGGCAUCGGCUCGAUCCAGCUCGCCCUCCGCCGCGCGACGGAGAACAGCGGCACGAGCAUCUCCUCGGUGCUGCAGGUGCUGCGCACCAAGCAGUCGCCGCCGACGUACCACCUCACCAACAAGUUCACCGAGGGCUUCCAGGCCAUCAUCGACGCCUACGGCUUCGCCACGUACCAGGAGGUCAACCCGGGCCUCUUCACCGUCAUCACGUUCCCCUUCCUCUUUGCCGUCAUGUUCGGCGACAUCGGCCACGGCACGAUCAUGUUCAUGGCGGCGGCGGCGAUGUGCAUCUACGAGCGCCCGCUGGCCAAGGCCGGCCUCGGCGAGAUCUUCGAGAUGUUCUUCUACGGCCGCUACAUCAUCCUGCUCAUGGGUGCCUUCUCCAUCUUCACCGGCUUCCUGUACAACGACGUCUUCUCCAAGUCGAUGCACCUCUUCCACCCCGGCUGGGAGUGGGUCAAGAGCGGCGGCGCCGGCGACAUUCUCGAGGCGCGCUCCACGGGCCACGUGUAUCCCUUCGGCCUGGACCCGACGUGGCACGGCGCCGACAACUCGCUCGUCUUCACCAACUCGCUCAAGAUGAAGAUGUCGAUCAUCCUCGGCGUGGCGCACAUGACGUUUGCCAUUCUGCUGCAGGUGCCCAACGCGCUGCACUUCCGCAAGUACAGCGACAUCUGGACGACGGUGGUGCCGCAGAUGCUCUUCAUGCACUCGCUCUUCGGCUACCUCGUCGUCAUGAUCUUCUACAAGUGGACGACGGACUGGUCGGCGCGCGACGCCGCGGGCAACCUGCUGCACAACGGCCCGCCGGGCCUGCUCAAUACGCUCAUCUACAUGUUCCUCAGCCCCGGCAAUGUCGACGACGACAAGACGCUCUACAGCGGCCAGGCGUUUGUGCAGACGGUGCUGCUGCUCAUUGCCGCCGUGUGCGUGCCGUGGAUGCUGCUGGCGAAGCCGUACCUGCAGUACAAGGAGCACCAGGCCAAGCAGGGCGCCGGCUACCAGACCGUCGGCGACGACGACGAGGAGGACAACGAGGACGCCGGCGGCCACGACGACGGCCACGGCGGCGGCGGCGAGUUCAACGUCGGCGAGACGCUCAUCUACUCGUCGAUCCACACGAUUGAGUUCUGCCUCGGCUGCAUCUCCAACACGGCGUCGUACCUGCGUCUGUGGGCCCUCUCGCUCGCCCACGCGCAGCUCAGCGAGGUGCUGUGGACGAUGACGAUCCAGAAUGUGUUUGGCAUGACGGGCAUCGCCGGCGUGCUGGCCACCGUCGCGGCGUUCGCCAUCUGGUUCGCACUCAGCAUCGCCGUGCUCGUGCUCAUGGAGGGCCUCUCGGCCUUCCUGCACGCGCUGCGUCUGCACUGGGUCGAGGCGAGCAGCAAGCACUACAUGGCCACCGGCACGCCCUUCCGGCCGCUGACGUACGACGAAGAGUAG
Messenger RNA from Tilletiopsis washingtonensis, 2508 nucleotides. Its product is annotated as V0/A0 complex, 116-kDa subunit of ATPase. The transcript has 4 exons. The record is from RefSeq and is a predicted model, not a curated record. Gene Ontology annotation, molecular function: proton-transporting ATPase activity, rotational mechanism; ATPase binding. Gene Ontology annotation, cellular component: vacuolar proton-transporting V-type ATPase, V0 domain; fungal-type vacuole membrane; vacuolar proton-transporting V-type ATPase complex. The coding region runs from base 1 to 2508 and encodes 835 amino acids. NCBI's taxonomy places the organism in Eukaryota, Fungi, Basidiomycota, Exobasidiomycetes, Entylomatales. Gene Ontology annotation, biological process: proton transmembrane transport; vacuolar acidification.